UUAUGCGCCAGUGCCCAAGUGACAACGGGAAACAGAGGCGGGAGGGGAGUCUGAGUUGUAGAGUGGGAAUCUAGAGACUCCGAACUUGGCCCGAGAGCCCUUGGACGCCAACCUCUCGCCUAAGGAGCUGCACUCCUCAACUCCGCUCCAAAGCAGAGGCUGAGCUCUACUCCUGCGCCCGGGGCGGUGCUGUGCGCGCGGACCGCUCUAUCUUCAGCAGCCACUUUGAAAGCUCCCGCGCACGCCCCGCGCGCUCACCUGGGGACAACACCCGGGCGAACCGUGUUCCCGUACGUCUUGUUCCCCAGAAGCACCUGCGCAUUCCAGUGGCUGCUGCAGCCGCGAUAACCACCAUGAAUAAGGCCACUGGAGGGGACAAGCUCGCAGAACUCUUCAAUCUGAUCCCGGACCUUCUGGAAGUGGCCAACGCGAGUGGCAACGCGUCGCUGCGGCUUCAGGACUUAUGGUGGGAGCUGGGGCUGGAGUUGCCGGACGGCGCGGCGCCAGGGCAUCCCCCCAGCAGCGGCGGGGCUGCCAGCGCUGACAUCGAGGCCUGGGUGCGGAUCCUCAUCAGCGUCGUGUACUGGGUGGUUUGCGCUCUGGGCUUGGCCGGCAACCUGCUGGUGCUCUACCUGAUGAAGAGCAAGCAGGGCUGGCGCAAGUCCUCCAUCAACCUCUUUGUCACCAACCUGGCGCUGACGGACUUUCAGUUCGUGCUCACCCUGCCCUUCUGGGCAGUGGAGAACGCGCUUGACUUCAAAUGGCCCUUUGGCAAGGCCAUGUGUAAGAUCGUGUCCAUCGUGACGUCCAUGAACAUGUACGCCAGCGUCUUCUUCCUCACUGCCAUGAGUGUGGCACGCUACCACUCGGUGGCUUCGGCUCUUAAGAGCCACUGGACCCAAGGACAGGGCCGGGGGGAAUGCUGCGGCCAGAGGCUGAGGGACAGCUGCUGUUUCUCCGCCAAGGCGCUGUGCGUGUUGAUCUGGGCUUCGGCCACGCUGGCCUCGCUGCCCAAUGCCAUUUUCUCCACCACUGUCAAGGUGAUGGGCGAGGAGCUGUGCCUGGUGCGCUUCCCGGACCAGCUGCUGGGCCACGACAGGCAGUUCUGGCUGGGCCUCUACCACUCGCAGAAGGUGCUGCUAGGCUUCGUGCUGCCGCUGGGCAUCAUCAGCCUGUGCUACCUGCUGUUGGUGCGCUUCAUCUCCGACCGCCGCGUGGUGGGGACCGAAGGCGGGGCCGCAGCAGCCGGGGGAGGCCUGGCAGGAGCCAGCGCCCGCAGACGUUCCAAGGUCACUAAGUCAGUGACCAUCGUGGUCCUAUCCUUCUUCCUGUGUUGGCUGCCCAACCAGGCGCUCACCACCUGGAGCAUCCUCAUCAAGUUCAACGCAGUGCCCUUCAGCCAGGAGUAUUUCCUGUGCCAGGUGUACGCGUUCCCCAUGAGCGUGUGCCUGGCGCACUCCAACAGCUGCCUCAACCCCAUCCUCUAUUGCCUCGUGCGCCGCGAGUUCCGCAAGGCGCUCAAGAGCCUGCUGUGGCGCAUCGCGUCUCCUUCGCUCACUAGCAUGCGUCCCUUCACCGCCACUACCAAGCCGGAGCCCGAGGAUCUGGGGCUGCAGGCCCUGGCGCCGCUCCACGCCACCGCCGAGCCAGACCUGCUCUACUACCCGCCUGGAGUGGUGGUCUACAGUGGGGGGCGCUACGACCUGUUGCCCAGCAGCUCUGCGUACUGACGCGGGCUGAGGCCGAGGGCGAGCUGUCGGGCAAGAUAGCCUUCCCGGGGCGGGGGAAAAA
Propithecus coquereli (Coquerel's sifaka) is the source of this 1791-nucleotide messenger RNA. RefSeq names its product relaxin/insulin-like family peptide receptor 3 (gene RXFP3). The transcript has a single exon. The record is from RefSeq and is a predicted model, not a curated record. Lineage: Eukaryota; Metazoa; Chordata; Mammalia; Primates; Indriidae. Gene Ontology annotation, cellular component: membrane. Gene Ontology annotation, molecular function: G protein-coupled receptor activity. Gene Ontology annotation, biological process: G protein-coupled receptor signaling pathway; immune response. The coding region runs from base 354 to 1730 and encodes 458 amino acids.